CGUUGCAUUAAUAAGUCGACUCUCAAAAGUUUAAACAAAAAAUUAAAUAAAAAAUUAUGGAAAAAAUUUGCAUAAUUUUUGUGUUGAUGCAAUUUGCAUUUCUUGCAACUGCCGAUGACUGUGAUAAGACUAAAUGUCCAGAGAUUCCUAAACACUAUGAAGAAAUGGGAUGUGAAGCUGUUAAGGAUGAACAUGGGUGCUGUAUUGUUAGUUUUAAGUGUUUAGACAUAAAGACUCGAGAUGCGAAUAAGUGCUAUUAUAAGGAUGAUGUAUAUGAGCUAAGAGAGAACCUUAAAGAGUCACAAUUGGCUGGAACGUGCAGCGGUAGUUGUUUCUGUAGUGAACCGAGAGGUGGACGACCUGCUGAGUUUGUUUGCGCGCACAUUGACUGUCCAGAAUUUUUCCAUGACCAUGAUCCAUCAAAGAAAUGUAUCAGACAAUAUGAUAAUAAGCAUUGUUGUGCAAUCAAGUCCGUAUGUGACAACGAAACAGCUACACUAAGUACAUGUGAAUUUGAAGGCUCAACGUUCCACGAAGGUCAAAAAAUGUAUCCAAAAGAUCUAUGUUAUAGUUGUUUCUGCACAAAAGACUACAAUAGUUCAAUUCCUAUCGAAGAAAAUCCAAGUUGCAACAGAAUUGACUGUGGAAUAACUUUAAGGAACACUGGACGUUUGUCUGAAGGAUGUAUUCCAGUUUAUUACAAGAAAGAGACUUGCUGCCCGAUUGGCUGGCGUUGUCCAGGAGAAAAACAUCAACAGCCAAAUGCAAACUUUAAGAAUCUCAGCAAAAGUGAACCGACAUGUAAAUUUGGCAAGAUGGAAUUUAAUAUUGGCGAUAAACUUCCAUCAGAUGAUGAAAGCUGUCAAGAAUGUUUUUGCAGUGUCCCACCAAUGUUACAUUGUAUUGAGAAAUGUUAACAGUUCCCAUGAAUAAUUUGAGACGACGUCAACUUGUCUAGUAGAGAAAGAAAGACGAAGUAAAAGGAAAAAAGGAUAACAAAUUUAAGUUGCUAGGUAGAAAAGGUUAAGUUAACAAUUUCUUAAGAAAAAUCAUCUAUUGUUAAAAAGAACAAAAGAAGAAGCAGCAAAAAAGACUUAAUUUAUUGUGUAAGUUGAAGAAAGGACCUUACACGCCUUCAUUCUUAAGAGAUUCUUCGCAUUCGAUUAGGCUAUUCACUAUUUUUUUGUGCAGAUAUAAAAAAAAAUUUAUAAAAAUUCAAUGAAAGAAAUUUUCAUUCACACUUUGUACAAAAAUUGAAUUCUUGAAACCACAAUGCCAA
Molecule: messenger RNA, 1279 nt
Organism: Chironomus riparius
Lineage: Eukaryota; Metazoa; Arthropoda; Insecta; Diptera; Chironomidae
Source: the annotation of a GenBank genome assembly